Suillus discolor is the source of this 972-nucleotide messenger RNA. RefSeq lists its product as uncharacterized. The record is from RefSeq and is a predicted model, not a curated record. The transcript has 3 exons. Lineage: Eukaryota; Fungi; Basidiomycota; Agaricomycetes; Boletales; Suillaceae. Bases 106 to 972 code for a protein of 288 amino acids.
AACCUGUAAGCACGCUGGCUUACCUGAGUUCUCAUAAUCAGUACAUAUACCGUCGCUGAUACUGAAACAUAAGCUUUCAGUAUUUCACCUUUUGGUGUAACGGUUAUGCGCGGCGGCGGUCUGACCGUGUUACAAAACCUUCGUGAAGAAGCUCAACGACAAGAGAGGCAGCGCCAAGAAGAACUACGUCGCAAUAAAGCUCAAGCGGAUAUCGUUGCUUUUUUCCAGCUCUACGACGCAAAGUGGCAAGAGCUCAAACUAAGCAAGAAGUUGACUUCAGUCAUGGUAUGGGCGGACAAUUUGACACCUACCAACCUCCAGUCCGUUUCCCUCCCUGGUUUCAUUGAUGUCACUCAGGGAGCAGCGUCCUGUUUGCGAUGUACCGCAAAUCGUACUUUCGGCGGCUCCGAGCCUUGCCUCACCAAUUAUCAUUAUACCAAACUAAGCUGGUCGUCCGAGUCAAAGGCUAAAUUCCUUUCAGUGCAUGUGCUGGAGAUGUCAUGGAUUCUCAGCUGUCAUCUCCAAUCAGUCUUGCUAUCUUCCAAGACCGAGAUCAAAGCGUUCUUUGAGGCCACGCCCACACAACGCACAUUUUCAGACACUCAAGGACAGAAUGAGACACAUUCAGUGCCGCAUCGCCUUCUGAGUUCGAAUCUCUCUAUGCGCAUCAUGCUCGCCAGCAUUUGCACAGCGAAGCAUACAACGAAUAUGAGCGUGGAUAAUCCAGUCCAAAGCGCAAAUGAGCUUUUAUUGGCAUCCGCAAGGCGAAUAAAGCGACCUGGGAAAUGCCACUGUGUUGAGGGCCGGAUGGAUUUCCAUAUCGAUAUAGCGGACUGCAAGACGGCAGGCAAGGCGAACCUUGCAUUCAUGAUUCCAGAAUCUUCAAACAGUUCUACGAAGCGCGUCCUUGAUGGCAUCGAAGAUGAUUGGUCUCGGACAGUCGGUGACUUCGCCCUGUGGUUGACGUCGUGA